Molecule: messenger RNA, 744 nt
Organism: Periophthalmus magnuspinnatus
Lineage: Eukaryota; Metazoa; Chordata; Actinopteri; Gobiiformes; Gobiidae
Exons: 5
Coding region: 22-744 (240 amino acids)
Source: RefSeq, a predicted model, not a curated record
UCUCACAGUGUCUGCGCAUCCAUGGACAUGAUUAUGAUACUUUUAAUAUCUGGUUUGGCGCAGCCCUCGGUCUGGGGGUCUGUGCUUAAAGUGAGACCAGGACAAAACCUCACUUUGUUUUGUGAUUGCUCAUUAGACAUUGGGACACUCAUAAUCUGGCAAAGAAACUGUUCCCACUCCAACCAGCCGUCAUUGGUUUUGAACGUGAAGAAGUCCUACUCGCCGCGUACGUCCGAGAAUCCGAUGAGUCCGCUGCCUCGCUUUCAAUUCGUGAAAAAUCAGUCGUCGAAUUCCUAUGAUUUGCAAAUUACCAAUGUCACAGAAUCAGAUGAAGGUUUGUACUUUUGUGGAACUGAGAGACGCAAACUGGAGAAAAUAAAUAACACAAUAUCUUCAACGUAUGUGCACACUUAUGGGAAAGCCACAACAAGAAUACAACUGAUAUCUGCUGUUACGACAAACAAGCCUCACCUGAAGAACUGUGAUGUCUGCUGGAAACUGCUGUACGUUUUGUGUCCAACUACAGCCCUUCUGUCCUGCCUGACCGUGUCGUGUGUGCUCUGCUACCACAUCAACAAAAUGAGGAAAGUUCGCGCAAAACCAAAUGGAGCAUCAAAUGGAGAAACGGAUGAAGAUGUGUGUUACGCCGCUUUAGAUAUCCGCCAAACCUCACAGAGACAGCGGAAAACAAGCUCCCAUGCUGAUUUCUGCACAUACUCUGCUGUUAAGACUUCCAGAGAAUGA